AUGGACUUCACCAUUAUUACUCGUCCCAUGUCGGCGCGGUUUCCCUGGUUUCUCUCCACCCUUUUCCCUCCCCGCAAACCUCAGCCAUCGGCGUCGGCGUCGGUUUCCGUCUCGACGCAGACUGUGCCCAAUAGCCGACCGCCAUCUGUCAAUGAGGUCACACCGUCUCCGGAGGAGCUCUUGGAAGCUCGCCGGGAGAGAGCACGCAUGGAAGCAGAGGAGGUCCUCCGGAAUCUGGUCGGUCAAGAGCAUGUCAAACGGCGAUUGAACGAGAUCCAGACAUGGAUCAACAUCUGCCAGAGACAGGGUAAGGACCCCAAGGAUGAGUGGUACAACAUCGUCCUUCAGGGAAAUGAAGGCAUUGGCAAGACCACUGUCGCACGGGUAUAUGCGAACAUUCUCUUUGCCAUGGGCAUCGUGGACAUGCCGACCGUCCAAGAAAUCUCUGGAGCCGCGCUGGCCGCGCAGGGAUCAGAGGGGCUGCAGCAGGUGAUCACCAGCAUGAUCGAUGCUGCAACUCCGUCGGCACAGACGGUCGGGGUCCUGCUCAUCGAAGAUCCCCAUCUUUUGACAACAACGGCCUGCUGUGAUAGCGGCCGCGAGGUCUUCGAUUGCCUUUUUAAGGCAAUGGAGCGCACGACCGGCAGAGUGAUUGUCGUACUCACAGGCAACCCUUCAGAAAUGGAGGAGCUUGUCCGCCUUCACCCUCGAUUCGAAAGAAUGAUGUGUUGCACUCUACAAUUCGCUGACUUUGACUCAAACGAUUAUCUCACCUUGCUUGCUCGAUGCAUGCAAGACCGCUUUGGCAGUGAUCUCGAGGUCGAUGGAGGUCUAGAUGGCCCGUACAUGCAGAUGGCCGCUCGUCGACUGGUUCGCGCAGCUGCCGGCAAUGGGCCCCGAAACGUCCAUGCGGUCAAACGUCUGUUGGAUAAUAUGACCCGCCGCCAAGUCCAAUACCUGCUAGCCCAACAGCAUGAGAGCUCAGAGGAGGCCAACCACUUUUCUCUCUCAAAAGAAGACUUGGUGGGCCCCAGGCCAGCAGAUGUUAUGGCUAAGAGCCAGGCUUGGGCCAACAUGCAGAAGCUCGUUGGACAAGAUGCGGCCAAGGCAUCGGUAGCCGAGAUAAUCGAUACAGUUGAGGAGAACUACUGGCGUGAAUCCCGGAAUCAGCGACCAUUCUCUAUCCGCGUCAACAGAAUCUUUAUCGGACCGUCAGGCACCGGUAAAUGCACGGUCGCCACGUUGUAUGGGCAGGUCCUAGCUGAGCUGGGUAUUCUGACCAGCGGAGAAGUCGUGAACGUGCGAAUUUCUCACAAGCCCGAUGUGUCUCUAGUGAUCGAGGAUCUGUUGGAGUCGACCGUUGGUAACGUUCUCCUAGUUGACGUGUCCGACGUGAAUGAGGCGUCGGAAAUCAUGCUGGAUUCUCUCCUCAACCAAUUGUCACUUCUCCCUCGCCAUGAUCGGUGCGUCAUUCUUGUCGGGCCCUCCAGCCGCAUUGAACCUAUGCUUUGUCAGCAUCGCAACGAUAUGUUGAAGGUUUUCAGGCAGCACCACCUUGUCCACUUCCAUCCGUUUUCCCGUGCCCAGAUGCAACAGAUCCUCGAGAUGAAACUGUGCGACCAGGAGGUUCAGGCAACUCCCGGAGCAAUUGAUGAUGCCAUGAAGGCUCUCGAACAUGCUCGCAUGCGCCAGGAUUUUGAUCAUGGCAGAGCGAUCGCUCACCUGCUCGGCUCGGCUCACGCUGCCUAUGAGCGCAGCCAAUCCCAGGAAGACCAUGAUGAGUUGCAGACAAAUCGAAUUCUGGUGUCUGAGAACUUCAAGGUAGACGACGUGUGCGGCCAAAAAACAUUGAACUUCGGCGAGGAGUUGAAACAUACCCUCGUAGCAGAUGACAUUGUUCUGCUGCUGGAACGCUACCACCAUGAUCUAAGAGCCUCCUGGUUGCUGGGCGUGGAUCCCUCCAGACGAGUGCCGCUUGCAAUCAUCUUCAAGGGUGCCUCGGGGAUCGGCAAACGGAUCGUGGCACAAUUUUUUGGCCGCCUGUACUACACCAUGGGCGCCCUGGCUUCCGCAACAGUGGUGGAGUGUUCUGCGACCGACCUUAUCCCUCAGGAUAGUCGCACCGCAUCCACCCAAGCCCGCUCGUUGCUGGAAAAAAGCCGUGGCGGUGUCCUGUUCGUGGAGGACGCUCAUCGACUUGGCGAAUUCGAAUCCGCUACUCAAACGAUUAACGACCUCAUCUACCUUCUUCCCAGAUACUCUCGGGACACUGUUGUGAUUCUGGCAGGAUCUGGAUCCGAGAUGGACCAGAUGCUCUCCACCCAGCCUCGCCUCUCAAGUCUUUUUCAAGAAGAGAUUGUGUUUAAGAGCCCGACGCCCCGCGAACUUCUUCGCUUGCUGGACCAACGUCUCGAUGAGGAGAAGAUCCCAGGACCGCGACCCUUCUUCACAGAUACUCGCACAGAGACCUACCGCGAGUUUACGCGCGCCAUGCAAACUCUUUCCAUGUUCCCUUGCUGGAGCAACGGCCGCGAUAUCGAUGUCUUGGCCAUGUGGAUGGUGUCGGCUGUGAUGCGCGGAGUCCCGCUGGACGGUGACUCUGUCUCUCCACCCCGUCUAUCCGAGGACCAAGCGAUGACCUGUGUGGUGAAGAUGUAUAAUCUUAAACGUGAUCGCCUUCGCUACAACCAGGAUCCCAAGAUGAAGUCAUUGCCUCGGAAUUUGUCGCAGCCCCGUCCAAGCUCUGCCAUGAAGAGCGGGGUCCGAUUCCCUGUCUAG
Aspergillus clavatus NRRL 1 is the source of this 2778-nucleotide messenger RNA. It is a transcript of the gene GbpA, whose product is annotated as protein GbpA. Bases 1 to 2778 code for a protein of 925 amino acids. Lineage: Eukaryota; Fungi; Ascomycota; Eurotiomycetes; Eurotiales; Aspergillaceae. The transcript is spliced from 2 exons. Gene Ontology annotation, molecular function: ATP hydrolysis activity; ATP binding. The record is from RefSeq and is a predicted model, not a curated record.